GAAAACGGCGUCAUCUAUUUUUCAUGCUAUGUUUUUUUUAUAGGAAGCGAGGCAAGAUGAUGAACCAGAUGUCGCUGGAAACGUUGCAACUCUUUUCAACACAAUGAGCAUGUUUUUAGCUUCUGUUUCGGAGCUCAUACAGUUGAUAAACGACAUUGCCACGACUCCGGAAAAUUUCCGCCCGAAUUCAACUGAGGCCAACACAGAGCUGCCAUUUGUGAUCAUAGAGACUGAAGACCUUGUGCAGGAAACCUCAACCGUCACAACAAAAAAACCCAUCGAGCACAUGAACAUCGGAGGGCUUUCGGUGGACUACAUUUCGGAUUCCCAGGUGAUUUAUGAAGACGAUGGCAACGCUUUCCAACCGCACAACGCCGUUGUUUUCGACUUUCAAGACGACCAAGAUCGAAAACGAGCCGAAGAUGAAGAAGACAUCAUCAACAGAGUGCAAAACAUCGUCGCUUCAGCACAAAAUCAAUCUUCUUUCCGAAGCAAAAGAAAAAAUUUGAGAGAAUAAAAGGCAUUCGAAUUUUCAUUCCGCGGCUCAAACAUUGAAAAACCAUGUGAAAUUUGCAAACGGCAUUCUGAAAAAUACAUUCUCAAAAACGUUUCACUAUAAAA
This is a messenger RNA of Notodromas monacha, 621 nucleotides long. The record is from the annotation of a GenBank genome assembly. NCBI's taxonomy places the organism in Eukaryota, Metazoa, Arthropoda, Ostracoda, Podocopida, Cyprididae.